AUGGGUUAAGCUUUAACAAAAAAAAACUAAAAUGAAAACUCUUAUGAAAUUUACUCAAAGUCUAAGAUUGCAAGUAUGUUAUUGAUUUCUAUUCUAGAUUUUGAUAAAGUAUCAAGUCCUACAUAAAAUUAGAAACUAGACUAUAAUUCUGAAUUAGUUAGAGGUACUAAUUUUUCUAUGAAAGCAUUUACACUUUUGAAAAACUAACAAUAUGAAAAUGCCAUUCAAUUAAUUGACAAUCUUCUAAAAAGAUCUCCGAAUUUAGCUGAUGCUUAAUACUUGAAAGGUUUUAACCGUUUUCAUACAUUUUAGGUUUAGCAUACCUUGGUUCUAAUAAAUUAGAAUAAGCUUUAUAUUUUUGUCAAAAGGCAACUUAAUUAGAUAAGAAACAUUCAAAGGCUAUGGCUGAAAUAGGUUAUAAUUUUUUAUAUUUUAGGAAAUAUAUAUAUACUGAAUAAAAAGUACCAUGAGGCACUUGAUGUUUUUAGCAAAUUAAUCGAAAUGAAUGAAAAAUCAUUUGAAGGAUAUUUCGGAAUGGCUUUUGUAUCAACAAUUAUAAAUGAUUAUGAAAAAGCAGAAACAUGUUAUGAGAAAGCCUUAUAAUUAAAAGAAAAAGAUAAAGGAGCAUUAUUAAAUUAUGGUAUUUUAUUUUUAGAAAUUAGGUCAUCUAUAAGUAAAAUAAAAGAAAUAUUAAUCUGCUUUAGAGCUAUAUUUUUAAGCAUUAAAAGUAGAGCCAAAAUAUUUAGAAGCUAUUCAAUCAAUUUGUAAUUUAUUUAUAAUUGAAAAAAACUAUGAAAAAUUACACUUAUUUUGCGAUUAACAUUUAGAAAAUUCGAUUCCACAAAUUAGAAUGGGAUUAUUAAAUUGCAAAAGUAUGUUUUUAUACAAUUUUUAGGUCAAGCUUAUUUUUCCUAAAAACUUUAUGAUAAAUCAAUUAAUCUUUGUAAGGAAGUAUUGACUCUUGAUUAAAAAAAUAAUGAAGCUUUAUUUGGAAUAGCAAUGAGUUUGUUCAAUUUAAAUUAAUUAAAUCAAUCUUUAGAUUACUUUUAGAAAAUCAUUGAUAUAAAUCCAUAAGAAAUAAGGGCUUUAAAAAUGAUUGUAAAAAUUCAUAGCACUUUAUAAUAAUAUGCAUAAUUAAAGUAAUUUUGUGAUCAAUUAAUCGCAAUUGAUUACACUGAUUAUUCAACCUAUUUUUUCAGAGGAAUUGCUUUUAUGCAAUAAUAAAACUACUUAUAAGCUAUAAAUGACUUUAAUUAAGUUAUUAUGCAUGAUUAAAGUAAUUUUAUGGCAAUCAAACAUAAAGGUACAUAUUUAUAAAAUUUUAGGAUUUUGUUUAAGUAUGUUAAACAUGUUCAAUCAAGCAAUCUAAUGUUAUGAUUAGAUAAUUAAUUAUAUAUUAGAUUUAAAAGAAAAAUCCAUUUUAUUAUUGGAAAAAGGUAUUUAUUUAUUAAUUAUCUAUAAGGGGUUUGCCAUUUAAAAUUAGAAUAAAGUGUUUCUGCAAAAUCUAAUUUUGAUGAAGCUAUGGAAUUAGAUCCAAAUAAUUAAUAAUUAAAAUUAAAAAUAGCUAACAUAGCUAGAGAUAAUAAAAACUACGAUUUCUCAAUUAGAUUAUAUGAUGAAUUGAUAAAUUAAAAUGGAAAGAUACCCCUAUAUCAUUUAGAAAAAGCAUAGUUGUAUGAAAAACGCUAAGAUUAUCUUAACGCGAAAAUACUCUAUGAUGAGAUUAUUGAAUAAAAUGAUUAAAAUUUUGAAUAUUUUCUAAAAAGAUGUAAUAAUAAUUUAAAUUAUUAGCUAAAAUAAAAAUUUAAUUAUAAGAAUUCGAAGAAGCUUUGCAAGAUUUAUUUUAAGGGCUUAAAUUGGAUAAUAAAUAAUCAGAGUUAUAUUUUGAACUUGGAUAAAUAUAUUUUAUUUAAUAAUCUUUUUCUGAAGCAGCUAAUAUGUUUCAAAAGGCUUGCACUUUAAAUAAUAAAAUAGAAAAAUAUCAUAUAAAAUAUGCAAUAGCAUUAUAAAUGUAAUAGGCUAAUGAUAAAGCAAUUUAACAUUUAGUGUUUGUACUCUAAAAACAUCCAGAUUUCGAUGACUGUAGAGAUGUUUUAGAAAGUAUAAAUUCUUAAUCUACUCGAAAUAAGGAAUAUAUAAAAGUUUUUUCUUUUAUACUUAUAUCAGUAAUAUAAGAAGGAGUUGUUAAUGGUAAUCAAAAUAAACAAGAAAUUUAAGAUUCCAUUAAAAUAAUGUUAGAGAAACAUUUAAAGACAAGAAUACCAAAAAUUAAUAAAAUUUUUGAUAUAGUUUGUUCUUUAUUAAGGAAUUUAUAUAAUAUUAAGAUAGUUGAUAGUUAAAAAGAUUUGUAGAAAGUUUCUUACAAAUUGUAUAAAUAUAAUCUAAAUAAUAUUGAAAAACUAGUAAAAUAUUUGAUAGAAAUUUCAAAGAAAAUAGCUUUUAUAUAGGUUGGUAAUUUUAUGUAAGAAGAGGUGAAAUAAGUUGAAUAAAUUUAAAGAGAAAUUGAUAAUUUAGGAUUAUAAAAUGAACUAAAUGAAUUUAAAAAUUAAAUUGGAAGUGCAGCGAUUCUAGAUUGUUUAGAUUUGCUGAGAACUUUAAUGAUAAAUUCGAAUAGAAGUUAAUUAGAUUUAAAAAAUAAAAUUGAAGAAAUAUUGAUAAAUGAUUUUUAAUUAAAUGAUGGAAGAUAGUGA
Molecule: messenger RNA, 2690 nt
Organism: Paramecium sonneborni
Lineage: Eukaryota; Ciliophora; Oligohymenophorea; Peniculida; Parameciidae
Source: the annotation of a GenBank genome assembly